GUUGAGCUGUUAGAAGAGGUUGUAGAGGUGCUGAACAACAUCUUAAGCAUUUCACCCUCAACCGUCACAUAACCAAACACAUGAUUUUGCUAUUGAUGCACUUAAUUCAUUUAUAAUAAACAACACUAAAUAUUAGAAGACCUUUGAGAUAGCAGGAAGCAUCAACAAGGAAACAAAGAGACCGGACAACUUCCCAGAGCGGAAUCUCCAAACUUACCUAAUUCCUUACUCAUCUCCUCUCGACCUCUUUCUUUCUCUCGAACCAUCUUCCCCGAGCCGUCCGACGACGAUUCAAAAUCAUUUUCCCAAGACUCACCACCAUCACCAGAUCCAUCCUCCGGCAAAACGCUUGAUCAUGUCGUUGACAAGAACGCGCAUUGCCUCCCGCGCUGCCGCAAACUCGCUGCUCUCGCAAUCCGGCCGUGCUUCAAAUCUGCUGGCUAUCCCGACCGCCGGCUCCAGCAGCACAUUGUUCUCGCCCGCAUCACUUGGCUCUGUUCGAUAUGCCUCCAACUCCGGGCUCAAUUUUUUUGCCAGCUCGCGACUUCCUUCAAACACUAUAAUCAGAUUCGUGCCUCAGCAGACCGCGUGGGUGGUCGAGCGCAUGGGCAAGUUCAACAGAAUAUUGGAGCCCGGUCUUGCGAUCUUGAUUCCGUUUCUGGAUAAAAUCAAAUACGUGCGAUCGCUAAAAGAAGCCGCGAUCGAGAUCCCGAGUCAGAGCGCGAUCACCGCUGAUAAUGUCACCCUAGAUAUUGAUGGCGUCUUAUAUAUCCGCGUUGUGGACGCAUACAAGGCGAGCUACGGAGUUGAGGACGCAGAAUAUGCCGUCACUCAGCUUGCGCAGACAACCAUGCGAAGUGAGAUCGGCCAAAUGACGCUCGACCACGUCCUGAAAGAGAGACAAUCUCUCAACACGCACAUCACACAGGCUUUGAACGAAGCCGCCGAAGACUGGGGCGUCAAAUGCCUGCGCUACGAAAUCCGCGACAUCCACCCUCCCGCGAACGUUCUCGACGCGAUGCACAGACAAGUCUCUGCCGAUCGUUCGAAGCGCGCCGAGAUUCUCGAGUCUGAAGGUCAACGCCAGUCCGCGAUCAACAUCGCCGAAGGUCAGCGCGAGGCCGUCAUCCUUGCCUCUGAGGCCGAGAAAGCCGAGCAGAUCAACCGAGCGAUGGGUGAGGCCGAGGCAAUCAGAUUGAAGGCUGAGGCUACGGCCGAGGGACUCCGGAAGGUUGCUGCUGCGUUGGGCGAUCCCAAGAGCGGCGAGGCUGUUUCGUUGCAGGUUGCGGAGAAGUACGUCGAGGCGUUUGCGAACGUCGCCAAGGAGUCUACUACUGUUUUGUUGCCCUCACAGUUGGGCGACAUUAGCAGUUUUAUUGCCAGUGGAAUGGGAAUCUACAACCAGGUCAAGGACAAGAAGACUACUGAGAAGUCGUCAUAAUCUCCAGUCAAAAUAACCACCUAUGAAUAAAGAAUAAAGCAUUCUAAAUAACUAGUAGG
This is a messenger RNA of Myxozyma melibiosi, 1500 nucleotides long. RefSeq lists its product as uncharacterized. The record is from RefSeq and is a predicted model, not a curated record. The transcript has 4 exons. NCBI's taxonomy places the organism in Eukaryota, Fungi, Ascomycota, Lipomycetes, Lipomycetales, Lipomycetaceae. Gene Ontology annotation, biological process: mitochondrion organization. Bases 356 to 1441 code for a protein of 361 amino acids. Gene Ontology annotation, cellular component: mitochondrion; membrane.